AGGCGGGACGGGACGGGUCUCUGCUCCGAUCCUUCUCGCUUAGCCACCGGCUUCGGAUGGGUUAAUGUGCUUUUUCGCUUCCUCAUCUCGCAAAUGAAAGUGUUUUCUUACCUGAUGUGUCAGUUGUGACGCGUGGCUCGUGGGCAGCCACUCUAACUCUACUGUGGAGUAAAUUAUGUCUUAUCAUAACGCGUAGCACAGCAUCAGAAUCCAGGCUCUGGCGCCUGUGUAAAGCUCUUUAGGCCAAGAAGACACUCGUGUGAGAAGCCUCCCGUUCCUGGGUUAGGAGAGCUGUGCGGGAGGUGGUGGUGAGCAAAGGGAAUGCCCAUGUCCGAGAGUGCCUUAGAGAUCUGAGGAGACAGAUCUGAGAAACUGCUCAGAGAUUUUUCUGGAGAGCUGACAUAGCUCUUCAGAUCUCAGGGGAAUAGGAAAGGUUCUGGGUCAUGCACUGCAGGCUGGCCCAAAUACCUCUGCACCAAAGCUGUUCAUACGAAGGCAGGCUGAAUAGGAGUUUGAGCUGAACAAAGCUGUCACAAAUCUAUUUAGAAAUCACUUCCCUACUUGUGUUUUGCCAGACUGAUAAAGGCAUGCAACCUUUAUAGUGUGUAGAGCACGUGUAGGUAGAUCUAGAUACAUGGCAUGAAUAAACAAUAAUAAACGAUUGCAAGGUAACAGUAGGAAAAAAACUACUGGUUUUGGCUAAACAAUUUAGAAUAGUGAUUUUUCAUCCGUAAUUGUUGAUAUGGCACACAGAUAUUGAUGAUUUCUGAGAUUAAAACGCAAUUGUUGAGCUCCCUGUAGCUCUACUGGUAAGCCCCUCUCUCUCAAUUUCAUACAUAGUAUUUUUUAAAGCACUUUUAUAUUUUAAAAUUUCUGGCUCGUUUCAGAUUGCUGUGCUCAUUGUUAAUCCCUGCAUUAUUUCUAAGUGGAAUUUUAUGUGUCUGCUUGGUGGUACUACUGUGGGGAAUACGACUCUGGAUACAACAAAGGAAAAACCAGCUGAUCUCAGCAGGAAAAGAUGGGAAGCGGCCGUUGCUCGUUGCCUUUUUUCACCCAUAUUGCAAUGCCGGUGGUGGAGGCGAGAGAGUCUUGUGGUGUGCCAUAAGAACGCUCCAGAAAAAGUACAGAAAUAUAACAUGUGUUGUUUACACUGGUGAUAGAGAUGCUACUGCAGAAGAGAUAGUAGAAGGCGCUUUCAGAAGAUUCAAUAUUAAAUUAACUCAUCCUGUGAAGUUUGUAUUUCUAGAAAAUCGCUACCUUGUAGAAGCUUCUCUUUACCCUCACUUCACUUUGCUGGGACAGAGUUUAGGAUCAGUGUUUCUUGGCUGGGAAGCUCUUCUGAAGUGUGUUCCCGAUAUUUAUAUUGACUCAAUGGGUUAUGCCUUCACGCUUCCCCUCUUUAAAUAUUUAGGAGGUUGUUGCGUUGGAUGCUAUGUCCAUUAUCCCACUAUCAGCACCGAUAUGCUUUCUGUCGUUAGGAAUCAAGAUACCAGGUUUAACAAUGCAGCUUUCAUUACAAACAGUCCUCUUUUCAGCAAAUUUAAGCUUGCCUACUACUACUUCUUUGCUUUAAUGUACGGAUUGGUUGGUUCCUGCAGUGAUGUGAUUAUGGUUAAUUCUUCUUGGACACUAAAUCACAUCCUUUCCCUCUGGAGAGCUGGGGCUUGCACUAGUGUUGUGUAUCCACCAUGCGAUGUUCAGACCUUCCUGGAUAUUCCACUGGAAGAGGAAAAGAGCACCACUGAGUAUUCCAUUGUUUCUGUCAGCCAGUUCAGGCCUGAAAAAGAUCAUCCUUUGCAAAUCAGAGCCUUUGCUAAAUUGCUGAAAGAGAAGAGACUGGGGCAGCAGCCAUCACUGAAACUUAUCUUAAUUGGAGGCUGUCGUAACCAGCAAGAUGAAGAGCGUGUAAAGAACCUUAAACGUCUUUGUGAAGACCUGGGAGUUAGUGAAAAUGUGACAUUCAGAAUAAAUGUUCCUUUUGAGGAGCUAAAGAGACACCUGGCCGAGGCCACCAUCGGCCUGCAUACGAUGUGGAACGAGCACUUUGGGAUCGGAGUAGUUGAAUGUAUGGCAGCUGGCACUGUUAUCCUGGCUCACAAUUCUGGAGGCCCCAAAUUAGAUAUUGUGGUACCCUACGAAGGAUGUAUUACAGGCUUCCUAGCAGAAAAUGAGGACAAUUAUGCUGAUAUGAUGGCUUAUAUCCUCACUUUGUCUCCUGAAAAAAGGUUAGAGAUCAGAGAAAAUGCUCGUCGCUCUGUGCACAGGUUUUCUGACCAGCAUUUUGAAGAGACUUUCCUGUUAUCUGUGGAGCCAUUAUUUAAGUAAAUGUAUAUGAAUAAAAUUAACUUUUUAUAUUUGA
Messenger RNA from Athene cunicularia (burrowing owl), 2359 nucleotides. It is a transcript of the gene ALG11, whose product is annotated as ALG11, alpha-1,2-mannosyltransferase. Gene Ontology annotation, molecular function: GDP-Man:Man(3)GlcNAc(2)-PP-Dol alpha-1,2-mannosyltransferase activity. Gene Ontology annotation, cellular component: endoplasmic reticulum membrane. NCBI's taxonomy places the organism in Eukaryota, Metazoa, Chordata, Aves, Strigiformes, Strigidae. The record is from RefSeq and is a predicted model, not a curated record. The transcript is spliced from 3 exons. Gene Ontology annotation, biological process: protein N-linked glycosylation. Bases 1372 to 2325 code for a protein of 317 amino acids.